Molecule: messenger RNA, 1150 nt
Organism: Pelagomonas calceolata
Lineage: Eukaryota; Pelagophyceae; Pelagomonadales; Pelagomonadaceae
Source: the annotation of a GenBank genome assembly
AUGGUUGUGAUCCUAGGCGACGGCACGGUCGUCGCGGACGACGAUCCGCGCGCCCGCCUGCGCCGGGCUCGCCAACAGUUGCCCGACAGCCGCCUGAAAUAUGCUCUGCUGGCGGUGGCGCUCGCAGCCGCGUACAGCUUCGUAAACGCGCCGGCGUCGGAGGCCGCCGGAGGAAAGGUCCCGGCCAUGAAUCGCGCGCCGAAAGACCACUGGCUCCACCUGUACUACUCGCCGUUCCUGGUGCGCGACCUCUCGACGUCCUCGGCGCACCAAGAUCAUAGCGUCCUCGGCCGCGUAAAGCACCUGUUCCGCCCGGGGUUGGGCAAGGACACGACGCUGGAUAGUAAGGGCCGCGAGGUCGAUUACGGCGGCGCCGACGGCUCCGCCUUCGAAGAGAUCGACAUCGAGGACCCGGACUCCGUCGUCGACAGUGCACAAAUCAGACUUUGGCACCCGACUCACUGGUUGAUUUGCGCACAGGUCGUCGGGACGCGCUGCGCGUCGACCAAGUUCGCGCUCUCCGUCUACUUCUGCGGCGCCGCCACCGCGAACGGCGACGAACUCAAUACCUGGAACGGGUGGGCCGGCGGCCUCGCGGCUCUCCGGGAGACGCUCGAGUCGAUGCACAUGCUGUCGAGGAAGGGAGGCGUCCACCCCGCCUUCGUCUACGAGCUCUCCCUCGGCCAGAAGGAGCGGUCGGACCCGGCGCUCGAGCACGUUUGGACAAUUGUGGCCCAGCCCGACGGAACCUACAUGUGGCUGCAGUCCUAUAUUCAGCAGUAUACGCUCCAGAAGUGGAUGAAGGAGACGCUACGCCGCGGUGAGCAGUAUCUUACCUACGAGCAAUUGGUGGCGAAGCUCGACAAGUACCAAGAAUUACGCGCCGCCGCGGCGACGGGCUGGACCGCACGGGCGAACACGCUGUACAAGGAGCUCUUUUGGGUCGACGUCAGGGAGAAUGGGGACGUCCGCUUCUCGGCCGCGAACGCCAUCGAGGACCUCUGGUGGCAGAUCCGCUGCAAGUAUCCGACAGCCAAAACGCCCCCGCCGCGAGGCCCCGGUCCCCGCGCGGGCGAGUCGCGAGGGCCGGAUACGAGUAGCGGGGACCGGUCCUAACUCUGUCGUGUUGAAUACACAAGUUGUUACCCUC